AUGCCUUACAAGCUAUCAGCCACGCUAUCGGCUCAUUCAUCUGAUGUUCGUGCAGUAGCUUCCCCGACAGACAGUAUCAUCCUUUCAGCAUCACGAGAUUCCACCGCGAUCUCCUGGAAACGAUCAUCGCCAACUUUCCCCUUUACCCCUUCAUCCAUUCUACGAGCUGGGUCAAGAUUCGUCAAUGCUGUACAAUACAUUUUCCCAUCGCCUGAAGCACCGCAAGGAUACGCUGUUGUUGGGGGGCAAGAUAUGGUCAUCAACAUUUUUGCGCUAGGUUCAGCACAGAAAGAGGACCCUGAAUAUUCGCUGGUGGGACACACUGAUAAUGUUUGUGCUCUUCAUGUUGGCCAAUCUGGCACCAUCAUCUCUGGGUCAUGGGACAAAACCGCAAAAGUCUGGAAAAAUUUCCAGUUACUGUAUGAUUUGAAGGGACACCAACAAGCAGUUUGGGCAGUCCUUGCCAUUGACGACAAACAAUUUCUGACCGCUUCGGCGGAUAGAACCAUCAAGUACUGGGUUCAACACAAGAUGAUGCGGACGUAUGAAGGGCAUAAGGAUGCGGUUCGUGGCUUGACUCUAAUACCUGACAUAGGCUUUGCUUCAUGUUCCAACGAUAGCGAGAUUAAGGUGUGGACAAUGGAGGGCGAUGUAGUCUACACGCUGUCUGGACACACCUCAUUUGUGUACAGUCUGUCUGUGCUCCCGAAUGGAGAAAUAGUAUCGGGCGGCGAAGAUCGCUCUGUGAGGGUGUGGCGAGAUGGUGAAUGUGUGCAAAUGAUCGUUCAUCCGGCGAUCUCUGUUUGGGCUGUAUCCACAAUGCCCAACGGAGACAUUGUCAGUGGCUGUAGUGACGGUAUCGUUCGAGUCGCAACGGAGCUGAAGGCAUUCGAAGAUCAUAUCGCAAGCCAGGCAAUCUCGUCACAGCAAGUGGGCGAUGUCAAGAAAACUGAUCUUCCUGGUCCAGAUGCAUUGCUCAAUCCAGGUAAGAAAACUGGAGAAGUGAAAAUGAUCAAAAAUGGCGACAUUGUUGAGGCACAUCAGUGGGAUAGCGCAACAUCGAGCUGGCAGAAAAUCGGCGAUGUUGUGGACGCGGUCGGCUCUGGAAGGAAGCAGCUUUUCAAUGGCAGGGAGUAUGAUUACGUAUUUGACGUCGAUGUGCAUGAAGGUGCACCUCCGUUGAAACUCCCAUUUAAUGUGUCCGAGAAUCCAUAUGCAGCUGCUCAACGCUUUCUAGAACAGAAUGAUUUGUCGACGAACUACAUUGACGAAGUUGUAAAAUUCAUAGAGAAGAAUACUUCGGGAGUCAAUUUAGGCGUCAGCAAUGAAUAUGUUGACCCGUACACCGGAGCAUCAAGAUAUCAGGCUUCUGCCCCCUCAGCAGCGCCAGUUCCAUCUACGUCUUAUAUGGAUCCUUUUACGGGUGCGGCUCGGUACAGCGGCGCUCCUGCCCCUACGCCUCCAAUUCCCUCGGCGUCACCUUCAGCCUCCGAAAAUCAUACCCUAUUUCAGCUCAAUGCUAAUUUCACCAGGCCAAGUUUGUAUCUUUCAAACAAGCUAAUGUAUCAGCAAUGCAAGCAAAAGUUGGUAAUCAUCGAAGAAGCCUUCACUUAUCUUUCUCAAGUCACUUCGACAACUUCUCGGAGCCCUCUUACAACGCUAUUAUACAGAUUCCUGGAGCGAUGGCCGGCGUCUCAGCGUUUCCCUGAUGCUUCCGCAGCCCCCGGUGGACGAGAGCGAUUUUUCGCAUGCUUGUUCAAGGCAUCUGAUUGGACUGAAGUCCAAUCACGCGGGAAGGCUAUGUCAAAGGCUCAAGAAACGAAUAUUCUGUUACUAGGAACUCCUGUAGGACGACGGGCAGUUUUCGAAGCGCUAAGUCACACACCUUACACACUUUUGACAAAGGUGCAGCGCGUGGCUUUGGCGACCAUCCUCUUCAACUUCUCUUGCGCUUACCAGAAAACGUCCGUCGCUAGAGACGUCCUGAACCAACACACUGGGCUAGUCCUUCAGUUGCUACGUUCAAAUACAGAUGACGCAGAGGUUACCUACCGCACCCUGGUCGCUUUAGGGGAACGUAGAAUAUACGCGGCACUCCGUUGGAUUCUGCGCAGUCUGCAGAAGUUGCAAAAAGUGAUGUCAGCUCUCCCGACAUUCCCUGACGAUAGAAUCAGGAAUGUGGUUAGCGAGAUCAAUGCACUGCUAUGA
Molecule: messenger RNA, 2208 nt
Organism: Suillus paluster
Lineage: Eukaryota; Fungi; Basidiomycota; Agaricomycetes; Boletales; Suillaceae
Product: WD40-repeat-containing domain protein
Exons: 21
Coding region: 1-2208 (735 amino acids)
Biological process (GO): proteasome-mediated ubiquitin-dependent protein catabolic process; ubiquitin recycling
Cellular component (GO): cytoplasm; nucleus
Molecular function (GO): ubiquitin binding
Source: RefSeq, a predicted model, not a curated record